Molecule: messenger RNA, 354 nt
Organism: Naegleria fowleri
Lineage: Eukaryota; Heterolobosea; Eutetramitea; Acrasida; Naegleriidae
Exons: 1
Coding region: 1-354 (117 amino acids)
Source: RefSeq, a predicted model, not a curated record
AUGGUCUUUCCCAACUCUGAAACAACCGAAGUUGUCGUUGAUCAAAACUUUGCAGCUGAAGUAAACUUCAACCGAAUUAUUCGUGAACUGAUCAAGGAAGGUGAUAUUGAUGAGAAAACUCAAGAGAUCAAUCCAGAACGUUUAUUGGCAUGUUUGAAAUCGUUGUUUUAUGCUCCGGAUUCAUGGAAUCGUCAUGGACUCACUCAAGAAGGAACUCAUCGUUUGGUACAACGUUUUGGACAACAAAAAAUUCAACUCGGAACGAAGGAUUACUUGAAGAGCGAUUUGGUGGUGGUUUAUUGGGGGUCUUCGAAAGCUGCCAAAUGUGUGGAGGUGGUCUAUAUGAAUGAGUAG